Molecule: messenger RNA, 1806 nt
Organism: Apaloderma vittatum (bar-tailed trogon)
Lineage: Eukaryota; Metazoa; Chordata; Aves; Trogoniformes; Trogonidae
Gene: SPPL2B
Product: signal peptide peptidase like 2B
Exons: 14
Coding region: 1-1806 (601 amino acids)
Biological process (GO): membrane protein proteolysis
Cellular component (GO): cytoplasmic side of endoplasmic reticulum membrane; lumenal side of endoplasmic reticulum membrane; lysosomal membrane
Molecular function (GO): aspartic endopeptidase activity, intramembrane cleaving
Source: RefSeq, a predicted model, not a curated record
AUGCCCAUCACUUCUGCUAUUUCGUGUGACCUAAAAAUUAUUGUAGUGAAACUUCUGUUAUGGUUUCAGGUGUACUGCGAGUAUGGGAUGGUCCAUGUCCUUUCAGAGAAGGGGAGCAGCAAAGGAAAAGACUACUGUAUCCUCUUCAACUCCCAGUGGGCCCAUUUGCCCCAUGAUCUGGGUAAAGCUUCGCUCUUACAACUGCAGGAUCAGACAGCAUCUGUUUUGUGUUCUCCUUCUGAUGUACCUGAUGGGGGAUUUAAUAAUCAAAUUCCCAUGGUGAUGCGAGGGAAUUGCACCUUCUAUGAGAAAGUGAGGCUUGCUCAGAUAAACGGAGCUCGUGGGCUGUUGAUUGUCAGCAGAGAGAGACUGGUUCCUCCGGGAGGUAACAGGAGUCAGUAUGAAGAGAUUGAUAUUCCUGUGGCUCUGCUCAGCUACACUGAUCUGUUAGAUAUUGGCAAGAGUUUUGGCAGCUCGGUGAAGGGGGCGAUGUACGCACCGAACGAGCCUGUGCUGGACUAUAACAUGGUGAUUAUCUUUGUCAUGGCUGUGGGGACUGUUGCAAUUGGAGGCUACUGGGCAGGAAGCAGAGAUGUGAAAAAGCGGUACAUGAAGCACAAACGUGAUGAUGGGGCAGAGAAACACGACGACGAAACAGUUGAUGUGACUCCAAUAAUGAUCUGCGUGUUCGUGGUGAUGUGCUGCUCAAUGCUGGUCCUCCUUUAUUUCUUCUACGACCACUUAGUCUAUGUUAUCAUAGGAAUAUUCUGCCUGGCUGCCUCAAUUGGCCUUUACAGUUGCCUGUCUCCUUUUGUAAGAAGAUUCCCCUUGGGAAAGUGUAGAAUCCCAGACAACAACUUGCCUUAUUUUCACAAGCGUCCACAGGUCCGGAUGUUGCUCCUGGCAGUCUUUUGUGUCUCUGUCAGUGUGGUCUGGGGAAUCUUCAGAAAUGAAGACCAGUGGGCCUGGGUUCUGCAAGAUGCUUUGGGAAUUGCUUUCUGUCUUUACAUGUUGAAAACAAUUCGCCUGCCUACGUUUAAGGGUUGUACCUUGCUCCUCCUGGUUCUUUUUGUGUACGAUGUGUUCUUUGUGUUUAUCACACCUUUUCUAACGAAGACUGGGGAGAGCAUAAUGGUGGAGGUGGCCGCAGGUCCGUCUGAUUCUGCCACUCAUGAGAAGCUCCCGAUGGUCCUAAAGGUCCCAAGGCUGAACUCCUCGCCGCUGGCUCUGUGCGACAGGCCUUUUUCUCUCCUAGGGUUUGGAGACAUUUUAGUUCCAGGCUUACUGGUAGCCUAUUGCCAUAGAUUUGAUAUUCAGGUGCAGUCGUCCAGAAUCUAUUUUGUAGCCUGCACAAUAGCGUACGGCAUCGGCCUUCUCGUGACCUUUGUUGCCUUGGCACUGAUGCAGAUGGGCCAGCCCGCUCUCCUCUACCUGGUGCCCUGCACUCUUCUCACCAGCUUCGCCGUGGCUCUUUGGAGAAAGGAGCUCGCAAUGUUCUGGACGGGCAGCGGCUUUGCGAAAGACCUACCUCAGCCUCCCUUGGUGAUAGCUCCGGUCAACUGCCCUGAUCUUCCCAAAGACAGCAAUGGACCAGCCUCUCAAGAAGACAUGGAGCAAAUGACCAACCCUACCCUCCACAUGAAGGAGCUGCAUGACCCCUCCUCAGCUGCAGAGGAGCUCACUGAUACCGACACAAAGACAGACCAGCCAGAGAUUUCUGUUGCACAGAGUGAGGAACCAACUGGUCAGAAUAAGGACAACCUUGAAAGCGAAUGCCUAAACGCAGAGCAAAACCAGCUGGAAUGA